Messenger RNA from Gryllus bimaculatus (two-spotted cricket), 1422 nucleotides. Lineage: Eukaryota; Metazoa; Arthropoda; Insecta; Orthoptera; Gryllidae. The record is from the annotation of a GenBank genome assembly.
AUGGAUUGCACCGGUGCUGUAUCGUGGUUGAGAAACGUGCACGGGGCUAACGCCAGUCGUAAACCUCGCGCUCGGUCGACUGGAAAAGGCGUGUCAGUGCCGGCCACCGGUUUAAAUACCCUUUCUCUUUGCUCUGACAGGGAAUGUGAGUUAGAAAACAAUUCGCUGCAGAAUGUGUUAAAAAUGUGUUUAACAAAAAGAUUUGAAAAAAUAGGAUGGUUUGUGGAACGCACCGACCCGAAACGCGCGGCCGGCUGGGACCGCAUGAUAAAGCGCAUCCUGGGCUUCGAGGCCGGCCCCGAGCGGCAGUUCGCCCCCGCGCCCUCGCCCGCCACCAACACCGCCCCCGCGCCCGUGCACGCCCGCGCGCCCGCCUCCGCCGCCGCCCCGAUGCCGGUGCCCGUCCACGUCGCGUACCCGGUGCCGCCGGUGGAGGACGACAGCGCCAACAAGCAGAUGAAGAAGCUGGCGCGUGACUGGAUCGUGACGGCGCUGAGCGCGCCGCAGUCCAUGCUGCAGAUCGCCGUGCAGUUCCGCCACAUCGUCGAGGGCUUCUGGCCCUUCAACGACCCCGCGCGCAUGAACGUGCCGCACCCGGAGUUCAUGGACAUCAUCGCCGAGGAGAUGCAGACGAUCCUCGUCAAGUGCGAGGCGCCGACGCAGGGCUACCCGUGCGUGGCCGCGCAGCCGCACUCGCUGCCGCACUUCUGCAACUUCAUGCUGCUGCUGGGCCACUUCGUCGCGGAGUUUACGGCGCUGCCGUUCGACGUGCCCGAGUUCCUGUUCCACAUCGCGUUCCGCGCCUGCAACCUGUGCCUCAAGUCGCCGCUGCAGCUGCCCAUGGCGCAGGCGCUGCUGCGCGUGUGGAAGACGAUCGGCUGCGAGCUGGAGACGCGCCUGGGCGACUUCCCGGAGCUCGUCGACGCCGUCCGCGACGCCGUCAUCUACGGCAGCCGGGCGCUGGGCGCGCGCGCCGACCCCAAGGAGCUGCUAGUGGAGGCGCUGGAGCUGCGCUGUCGAGGCUGGCGCCCGCCGCCCCCGCCCGGCCCCGCGCCCUCCGCCGCCGGCAAGGGCAGCGGCGAGGGCGCCGGCGGGGCGGAGGGCGAGGGCGGAGUGGGCGGCGGCAGCGCGCUGGCCGACGCCCUGGCCCGCGCGACGAAACGGUGUACUUGACGGUGCAGCUGGUACGAAACCCUAUGAUGGCUAUUGAAACCUACAUAUUUGCAAGAUGUCACUGUAAAUCAAAUUUUAAGAUACAUGUGAAAACGAUGUAAAUUCAUGAAAAUGACGAAAAUUUGAAAUAUAUUUGAAAUGUAUUUGGAUUAUGUAAGAGAUUGCGACUGUAUUUAUACUAUUGUUACUCAGAAGUGUAUUUGGUACACAAUAAAUGUUUUGUGAGUCCUUCCAACUGAAGUGAUUAUG